This is a messenger RNA of Planococcus citri (citrus mealybug), 545 nucleotides long. RefSeq lists its product as uncharacterized. Bases 17 to 436 code for a protein of 139 amino acids. The transcript has 2 exons. Lineage: Eukaryota; Metazoa; Arthropoda; Insecta; Hemiptera; Pseudococcidae. The record is from RefSeq and is a predicted model, not a curated record.
UAGAUUUUAUCCCACUAUGAUGAUGGCAAUAAAACCGAAAGUGAUCAGCACGUACUUGAUGUUAUCGUACUUCUUUCUUUGUUCAUUGGGUCUAACUGAAGAGGAAUUCGAAGCUUUCAAAGGGGAAGACCCUACGCGAUAUUGCUGCAAUAGCGCAAGAUUGAAAACAUGGUGCAAUAGCAUAGGUGGAAAAACGGGAACCAUAACUCCAGGCGAACCAUUUUUAGAAGGAUAUCCAUACUGCGCAGAUGCGAAUAUAAAUGUAGCAAAAGGUAGCGGAGGUGUAAAUAAACCACUCAAAGUAGUCAUUUGUGCGUGGAAAUACCAUUACUAUUACGCUCUUGGCAAGGGCCGAGCUGAUGGCCAUGUCAUGAAUUACCAAUGUCAGAAGGAAACCAAAACGUGCUUACCUUUUAAAGAUGUGCCAUACUCGUAAUUGAUGGAGAAUUGAAAAUCAACUAAAAAUUUAAUGCUGGCAAAUGCUUCUUCCAGCAAUAUCGAAUUUUAGCUAACACUUGAAUUUUUUAAUUAAGAAUAAAGUUGAA